Brassica rapa (field mustard) is the source of this 1339-nucleotide messenger RNA. Its product is annotated as SNF1-related protein kinase regulatory subunit beta-2. The record is from RefSeq and is a predicted model, not a curated record. Lineage: Eukaryota; Viridiplantae; Streptophyta; Magnoliopsida; Brassicales; Brassicaceae. Gene Ontology annotation, molecular function: protein binding.
UAGUUUGUGAUCUCUCAGGAAGGAAGGAAGGGGAAGCCACUCUCUCUCUCAAUUACUCCGUCCCUCUUUGAUCAAUCUCUCUACGUAAAAAGCACGAACCUUUAAACCCGGUCCUGUUCUGUCCGCACAAAGCAUUAAGAUUACCCUCCUUUUGUCCGUAUCCUCUCUCUCCCUAUGGGCAACGUGAACGCGAGAGACGAAGCGAACAGUGUCCACAACAACAACGCAUCUCCACUGGAAGACAACGACGGUGAGAUUCACUCUCGCCAUCAUCAUCAACCCAUGUCUUCCGACACGGCUCCUCCCCCUCCUCCUGAGCUCAUGGGCCAAUCUCCUCCUCAAUCCCCUCGCGCCACUCAAUCUCCUCUCAUGUUUGCUCCUCAGGUACCGGUGCUUCCUCUUCAAAGACCAGAUGAAAUCCACAUCCCAAACCCUUCGUGGAUGCAGGCCCCUUCCUACGAAGAGGCUUGUAACGAGCAAGGCAUCCCCACCAUGAUCACUUGGUGCCACGGAGGCAAGGAGAUUGCUGUUGAAGGGUCUUGGGAUAAUUGGAAGACAAGAAGUCGGCUUCAGAGAUCUGGGAAAGACUUCACUAUAAUGAAAGUCUUGCCUUCAGGUGUGUAUGAGUACAGGUUCAUUGUUGAUGGACAGUGGAGGCACGCCCCUGAGCUCCCUCUAGCUCGUGACGACGCUGGCAACACUUUCAACCUUUUGGACCUCCAGGACUAUGUACCAGAAGACAUUGAAAGCAUAUCUGGUUUUGAGCCGCCGCAAUCACCAGAGGCUAGUUACAGCAGCUUGCUUCUAGGCGCUGAGGACUACUCCAAAGAACCCCCUCUGGUUCCGCCGCACCUGCAGAUGACACUGCUGAACUUGCCUCCAGCCAGCCCUGACAUUCCAUCUCCUUUGCCGAGACCUCAGCACGUCAUUCUCAACCAUCUUUACAUGCAGAAAGGCAAAAGCGGUCCAUCUGUGGUCGCCCUUGGUUCCACUCACCGCUUUCUGGCUAAGUAUGUAACUGUGGUGCUCUACAAGUCCCUCCAGAGGUGAGAAGAUGAUGAUAUAGUGCCCAGUUCCCAUUAGCAUGUGGAAACUCAGACAUGCUUAGUAUCUAACUCAUGGAGAAUGGGUGUGUGAGGCUAUAGGAUAUGAGAAGAAGAAGAAGAGAUUAUCAUCACAGGCAAAAGUGUUUUUCCCUCUCAAUAAGCUCGAAUUUUGUUGUCUUUUAAAGUUGUCAAUAAGGUUUUAAGCAACAUAAUGAAAGAUGCAUUAUUCAGUCAUGUGUAUCUUUUGAUUUCAAGACUUUUUAUCAUCUCUUCUCCUUUCUUAGAUUAAUUUA